UCGGGAAAUAAAACCGCUCGAUAAUCGAAGCUCAAUAACAUGUGUCACUUGUCAUGUGGUCGAUUGUAAACAAACUUUAAACAAUUAAAUGGUUUCUUUUUAAUUCUAAUUGGUUCCAUCGAAUAUGACAAGACGAAAUAACAAAAAGACUCCAAAUAUCAGUCUCGAAGACAUUGGAGGUUUAACAGCUCAAAUUGAGAAGAUUAAAAAUUUAAUUGAGUUUCCACUUCGUGAUGAUGCUCAUCCCCAAGCACAGGAGCUUUCAAAUGGGAUACUUUUAUAUGGACCUCCAGGUACUGGCAAAACGAUGACUAUGAAAGCUUUGACCGAAGCCUUAACACCUCGAGUUAAUUUUCUCAAUAUUUAUGGGGACAUGUUAUCCGAUAAUCCAACUAAAGAAGCUAAAGAAGCCCCUGAAAAAGGUACCAAAGGUGUUACUGAGGUUUCAUAUAAAUCCAAAUUGGAUCGGCUGUUUAAAAGAGCUCUUGAUUGUUACCCUAGUGUUAUUUUUAUCGAUGAUAUUCAUUUGUUUUGUUCUAGUAAGAAAACGCAAAGAAAAGAGAUAAACUUCUUUAGAAAUCUGAUAAGUUUUUUCGAUGACAAUCGUAGGUCUAAAAGAAUCGUGUUAAUUGCUGCUACAAAUCAAUUGGAUUCAGUGAAUCCUGGAUUAAGAAGACCAGGUCGUCUUGAAGAAGAGAUUGAAUUUCCAGUUCCAUCAUCAAAAGAUCGAGUUGACAUCAUGAACAACAUAUUCGCCAAGACUAAACAUUCAAUUCCUUCAGAAACUUUAACUUCGAUCGGUGAAAACACCUACAGCUACACAGGAGCGGAUUUGUCUCGUGUUUAUCGUGAAUCUUUGUAUCGAUGUCUCACCAGAGGAUCAGAUACAAUCAAUGAAGAUGAUCUCAAAAAGGCUGUUCGUCGGGUCAGACCAAGUGCAAUGAAAGAAAUUACCUUAGAAAUACCAAAGGUUUAUUGGUCUGAUGUCGGUGGAAUGAACGACGUUAAGCAGAGACUAAUGAAAGCCGUCGUUUGGCCUUUGAAACACGCCGAAGCCUUCGCUCGAAUUGGUUAUAAACAAUCAAAAGGUAUUUUAAUGUAUGGACCUCCAGGGUGUUCUAAGACAAUGAUUGGUAAAGCAUUAGCGACAGAAAGUCAGCUCAACUUCAUAGCUAUCAAGGGACCAGAACUUUUCGACAAAUAUGUCGGCGAAUCGGAAAAGGCAGUUCGUGAGAUAUUCAGAAAAGCCAAACAAGCGUCACCGUCAAUUUUAUUUUUCGAUGAAUUAGAUGCCUUAGCAUCAGAAAGAGGCGGUGGUACCAAUGGAUCUUCAGCUUGUACGGUUGGAGAUCGUGUCUUAGCUCAACUAUUAACUGAAAUUGAUGGAAUCGAAGAACUCGAUGGUGUUACAAUUGUCGCUGCCACAAAUAGACCGGAUAAAAUCGAUAUGGCCUUACGUCGACCUGGGCGACUUGAUGUACUCAUUUAUGUUCCUUUACCUGAUGAAGAAACUCGAAGAGAUAUUUUAAAGAUAAGAACAGGGAAGAUGGCGGUUUCUUCUGAAGUAAUUGAUGAAAUCGAUUAUCUUGGUAAAACUAAUCGUUAUUCUGGUGCUGAAAUUGUUGCUCUCUGUCAAGAAGCCGCUCUUGCUGCUUUAACGGAAAACAUCGACAUUGAAAAAGUUCAAAUGAAACAUUUUCACAGAGCUUUUCAAGUAGUCAAACCACGAACUACCUAUGAAACGAUAUCUUUUUAUAAACAAUUUGAAGAGAUCGAAGUUUAGAAACAAAAAGUUCAUUGAACGUUUUCAGUUUAUCCUCAAAUUUUAUUCUAAAUACGUUCUCAUUAACUUUAUUCUAACAAUUAACCAUUUACACGUUGCAGUCAAACUUAUUUUGAUAAAUUUUGCUUUAAUUUUCCAUCAAUUGUGAUAAAUUCAAAUUAACAAAAAGUUGACCAAUUGUUGAUAUGAUGUAAUUAUAGUUUUUCUCAAUAUAAUGAAUUGCAAAGUGGAGAUAGAAAA
Messenger RNA from Panonychus citri (citrus red mite), 2023 nucleotides. RefSeq names its product ribosome biogenesis protein SPATA5-like. Lineage: Eukaryota; Metazoa; Arthropoda; Arachnida; Trombidiformes; Tetranychidae. Gene Ontology annotation, molecular function: ATP binding; ATP hydrolysis activity. The record is from RefSeq and is a predicted model, not a curated record.